Messenger RNA from Rangifer tarandus platyrhynchus (Svalbard reindeer), 342 nucleotides. The record is from the annotation of a GenBank genome assembly. NCBI's taxonomy places the organism in Eukaryota, Metazoa, Chordata, Mammalia, Artiodactyla, Cervidae.
AUGAGAUCGCAAGUUUGGGCUUCCAUGAGGCACGACAAGUAUUACCGUCUACACUGCCAGUCCUGGCCUGGUGCUCGUAGAUUAGUGUCGAGGAUUCUGAAGCUGCACCGACUCAGCAGAGGGCCAAGACGGAUUCCCAGGCUCUCGUCAGCCACGGACGCCUUCUCUGGACAAAAGCUGGUAAAGGCUUCGCUGAUAAAGCGGAAAACAGCGAGGCUGCUCCGGCUGGAGCAGGGCCCUGCAGUGCCGCUCUACCGGUUUCCUAGCAUUUCUGCGGUUACUGUUCAUGGAGACCCUCCUGUUCCUCAGAGGAUGAUGCACAAGUCCCUGACAGAUUACUGA